Messenger RNA from Caenorhabditis auriculariae, 1003 nucleotides. The record is from the annotation of a GenBank genome assembly. Lineage: Eukaryota; Metazoa; Nematoda; Chromadorea; Rhabditida; Rhabditidae.
AUGUGCAUCCGAUUUCUCGCUUUGGGCUUCGUCGUCUUUGUGCAAUUUCAACUCAUUUCUUCGCUGUGAGUUGCUCUACAACUGACAAGUUCUUUUACAUUCCUAUAACAGCUUUAGUUCUGAAUUACUUUCCCUUAAAAAAACUUGAAGUUUUCUUGUUUGUGAAACUUUUUUUUUUGAGUGAUAACUUUCGAAAACUGUGAAGCGUCGCAGAAUUGCUCUUUGUCACGCAUAGUUUGAAAAUUGCACCGUUCAGAAGAUUCACGCGACGAAUAAGAAUAUAACUGGAAAAUAAAGAUGAACCAAAAAAAAAUCGUUAACUUUUCAGACGUUUUUUUCAAAAAAAUCUUAGCUUGCGCCUUUUUCGCUGGCUCAAAAGUAUUCCUUAUGUAUUUGAUAUUUGAAGUUAGAAAAGGCCAUAAGUCUCGAAAAGAGAAAAAAACGUCUUUGAGAGCCAAAAAACUGAGCCUUUGAAAAUUUGGAAAGUAUCUCAUGAUUAUUUUCAGAUACGUCAAACGAGCUUCUGAUUUUGAAGAUCCAAGGUAUUUUUCAUAAAUCAAUAACUUUACACUGAAGUUUUUUAAGGAUGUUCUCCUCUGCAUUUGGUAAAAGAUCCAACGGUGGCUGGGACGAAGACAGGUAAAGGAAUCCUCUAUUGUAUUCUCACUAUAUCCUUUAUUCUCAGAGUGAUUACCGUAGGUCUGCAAAAAAGAAGUAACGACUUCGAAGACCCAAGGUUUUUGCAGUGAAUCGAAGAGAUAGGGAUAAAUUUUUCAGGUUCAUGUCCAUGGCUUUCGGUAAACGUUCAAUGCUGCCUCUCCUAGGCAACCUGCACAGGUUUGGUGCGCUAAUAUAUAUUCCCUAAGUAGAAUAUUUCAAGGUACGCGGUAUUUGAGAAACGAUCGACGGACGUAGAAGAUCCGAGGUACUGGCAGAAACUAUGUCUCUCAACCGUUAACUUAUUUACAGGUUCUUUUCGGGCGCAUUCGGAAGGAAGAAAUAA